Hypoxylon trugodes is the source of this 1692-nucleotide messenger RNA. Its product is annotated as MFS general substrate transporter. The record is from RefSeq and is a predicted model, not a curated record. The coding region runs from base 1 to 1692 and encodes 563 amino acids. Lineage: Eukaryota; Fungi; Ascomycota; Sordariomycetes; Xylariales; Hypoxylaceae. Gene Ontology annotation, cellular component: membrane. Gene Ontology annotation, biological process: transmembrane transport. Gene Ontology annotation, molecular function: transmembrane transporter activity. The transcript is spliced from 7 exons.
AUGGCGACUGUACUUGUCAAGAACAUUGGCGACAAGAACACGGCCACGGAGUCGACUAUCUCACUUGAUAGCAAUGAGAUACCGCCACUAGGAGCUCCAAAAGAGAAUAAACAAUUCUGGUUCCAGCGGGAAAAGGACUUUGACAUCAAUGGAAUCGCAACACAGCCUAGCGUAUUCGAUGACCCUCAGACGGCAGAGAAAUAUCAUCCUCGACCUGACUGGGAGAAUACGCACCGGUUUGACCCCAAAGCGAGAUGGACGUGGGCAGAAGAAUAUGCGAUAGUACGGAAGAUCGAUUGGAGAAUCACGCUUUGGGCGUGUAUAAUGUUCAUGGCGUUGGAGUUGGACAGGGCGAAUUUGACGCAAGCUCUCACCGAUAACUUCUUGACUGACCUCAACUUGACCACCAACGAUUAUAACCUCGGAAACACCGUCUUCAAGCUUACCUUUCUGAUUGCCGAGCUUCCAUCCCAACUCGUUUCGAAAUGGAUGGGACCCGAUCGAUGGAUUCCCAGUCAGAUGAUCCUUUGGAGUAUUGUAGCGGGUGGUCAAUUUUGGCUCUCAGGCCGAACCUCGUUUUUGGCGACGCGAGCUCUGUUGGCCAUUCUGCAAGGAGGCUUCAUCCCCGACGUCAUCCUCUACCUGUCAUAUUUCUACAAGCACCACGAACUCUCCAUCCGUCUCGGAUUCUUUUGGACGAUGAUGAGUUUGGCCGAUAUCAUCUGUGCGCUCCUAGCCGCUGGUUUCUUGAAGAUGCGAGGAGUGUUAGGCUAUGCUGGUUGGCGAUGGCUCUUCCUUCUAGAGGCUAUAAUCACCCUGAUUGUGGGAAUAUUCUCGUUCCUCCUCAUGCCGGCCGGUCCCUGUCAAACAGCGAGUUGGUUUAGAGGGAAAGACGGAUGGUUUACGCCUCGAGAACAGACUAUCAUGGUCAAUCGGGUCCUGCGUGAAGACCCAAGCAAGAGCGACAUGCACAACCGCCAGCCUAUUACACCAAGACUGUUAUGGAAGUGUCUGAAGGACUAUGAUCUAUGGCCUUUGUACAUCCUUGGGCUUACCUUCCAAAUCCCCUCGACACCGGAACAGCAGUACUUGACGCUCUCGCUCCGACAGAUGAAGUUUGACACCUUCACGUCUAACUUGCUUUCCAUUCCGUACACGGUUAUUCACAUGAUCACGAUGCUCCUAACAGUGUAUGCAGCCGAAAUUUUCAAGAACCUUACCUUCGUUGCUUUAAUCGGACAGGUCUGGGUUUUACCGUUCCUAGUUUACCUCAAUGUAGCCGAUACAGCAAAUGCUAGCAGAUGGGUGAUCUGGCUCGUCACGACCCUAUUGUUGGGAUACCCGAAUGCUCAUCCCGUCCAAGUCGGUUGGAACUCUCGUAACUCUAAUGCGGUCCGAGCUCGUACCGUUUCCGCGGCGUGCUACAAUAUGUUCUGUCAAGCCGGCGGCAUCAUAUCGUCCAAUAUUUAUCGCGCAGACGAUGCUCCGUUAUAUCGUAGGGGUAAUCGACAAUUAAUCGCUAUCCUUGGUAUGAAUUUCGGCCUGUAUUUUCUCACCAAAGCAUAUUACGUCCUCAGGAAUAGGUGGAAGGAUCGUAAAUGGAACGCGAUGACACCCGAGGAGCGUUUGACGUAUCUGGCGACAACUACCGACGAAGGGAAUAAACGGUUAGAUUUCCGAUUCGAACACUGA